AUGGGCUUUUUCAUUCGCAGUUUACAUCGACAAUUAGAACAACUGUGUAACGAACAAUCAAGUACACAUAUGAAACCAUUUAUCGUGUAUCGUGGUCAGGAAUAUUCUCCAGAGGACUUUGAACAAUUACUCACUAAAAAAAGUAGACUUCUCUCGUUCAACAACUUCUUGUUGGCUAGUACACAAAAAGAAGUAGCUAUGGAAUACGUACAAGAUGCAUUGCAUAAAUAUGAAGACCAUGUGAGUGUUCUCUUUAUUAUGACAAUUGAUCCGAGCAAAGUAUCAAUUCCAACUAUCCCAUGCGCCCUCAUUGACAAAUGCAGUGCUAAUCCACAACAACACGAAAUUCUCUUUUCAACACGCACGGUUUUUCGUGUUGGUGAAAUUAAACAAGCAGUCGGCAACAAUCGCCUAUGGGAAUUUCAAUUAACUCUUACAGCAGACGAUGAUCCAGAACUGGCUGCUCUUACUCAAGGCAUGCGAGAGCAAAUCGACGGAAUCGGAUGGAAUCGAAUUGCCCAACUAAUGCUUAAAGUAGGUCAAUUUGAUCUAGCUGAAGAACUUCACAACAAUUUACUCAACAAGUAA
Messenger RNA from Rotaria sordida, 588 nucleotides. NCBI's taxonomy places the organism in Eukaryota, Metazoa, Rotifera, Eurotatoria, Philodinida, Philodinidae. The record is from the annotation of a GenBank genome assembly.